UCCCCUUCUUCCCUCCUCUCCCCCCAGCUGAAAUCUAAGCUAAACCUGGGGAAUUGCCUUGCAUUUAGAAACUAUUGAAGGGUCAGACAAGCUGUAUAUCAGGGCCACGCAGCUUUUCCUGCUGGAUUCAUGAUGAUAACUCCAGCUUUUGAACUGACCCAGGAUCCUGACUUUCUUACAAUAGUAAUCAAAGUGCCUUAUGCCAGAGCUUCAGAGUUUGAUGUGUAUUUUGAAGGGGAAGAUUUUAAAUUUUAUGCUAAGCCAUACUUCCUUAGGUUGACGCUUCCUGGAAGAAUUGUAGAAGAUGGCAGAGAAAAAGCAUCUUAUAAUACAGACAAAGGAGCUUUUACAAUUCAAUUACCUAAGGAGAUUCCUGGACAGUAUUUUGAGGGACUGGACAUGCUGACAUCUCUUUUAGCACCAAAGAAAUCAAGAUCAGCAAAACCUUUAGUAGAAGAAAUAGCUGCCUCUGCUGAGUUGUCUGAGGAGGAGGAAGAAGAAUUUGACUGGGAAAUAGAGCAGACCCCUCACAAAGACAGUGCAGAAAGCAGUCUACCACUACAGUACUGUUACGGCUUUGGGAACUUGCGGUCAGGGGUGUUCCAGCGGCUGCAGGAUGAACUCAGUGACGUUAUUGACAUUAAGGAUCCAGAUCAAACUCCUGUAGAUGAGCGUAGGAGGAAACGUCUGGCAGCUGAGGCUGCCAAGUUUGAGCCUGAUCAUUACCUUGCUGAUUUUUUUGAAGAUGAAGCUGUUCAGCAUGUUCUGAAGUACAAACCAUGGUGGGUUGAUGCUCAUAAAAAAAUGACAGCCUUGAAGGGGGAAAGUCAUCAGGAUCAGGACACUCAUAGAAUUGUUGUCUUCUCUGAGGAAGAGAGAGAGCAGCUGAGAAAGUUCACAAAUAAAUCUUACCUUCUGGAUAAAAGAAGCCGUCAUCAUGUGUAUCUUGGUUUAAUUGAUAUCCUUCUGGCCUAUUGCUAUGAAGUCCGUGUCAACGAAGGAGACAAGAACGUUGAAUCGUCUUGGAACAUAAGGAAACUGAGUGCAACAUUGUGCUGGCUGGAGAGAUUCACUAACAUUCAUGAUGUCCUGGUAUCUUUCGGAAGAAGAGUGCUGUGCUAUCCCCUAUACAGACAUUUUGAAUUGGUGACAUGUGCCUUCAGUGAUACAGUCAUGAUACUGCAACUAGGAAAAGCCGCAGUUUUGAAGUGUCUGCUGGACAUUCACAAGAUUUUUAUGGAGAAUGACCCUGCCUAUAUCCUGAAUGAUCUCUUCAUUACAGACUAUUGCAUCUGGAUUCAAAAAGCUAAGUCAAAAAAGUUGGCUGCACUCUCUGAGUCCUUGCAGAAAACCACACUCGCUAAGUCCCACAUAGGAUUUGAACUAGAAGAGCUAGAAGCAGCAGCAGUGCUGGUACAAGAGGAAGAGAGCAUGUUAAAAGCUGCUGGCAGAGUUUCCAGGCAACAGCUGCCUUCCUCUGAGACAAGUGACUCUGAAGAAUCAAGCAGUACUUCAUCUGAGACAGAAGGCUCUGAUUCAGAUGAGCCAGAGUCCUCAACCAGUGAAGAUGGGGAAAUAAAUUCUGUACAAGACACGCUUCAAGAAGAGAGGACAGCUCCACUUAUUGACUGUAAUGGAUUAAGGCAGGGCACAAACACUUCGACAUUUGAGGUUAGUGAUGAAAAAUCAAAGGUUUCUUUGCGAUCUACAACUCCUCCUGGACAAUUGAUAGCGGAAUUAGAAAAGCAAAUGCACACUGCAAUUAGACUUUCAGAACAGCCUGAAAGAUCGGCUACUCCAGGCUGCAUUUUACAGGAGCAAGACGAAAGCCAUGUAUCUGAACCUGACAGACUUUCAGAAGAUACUGAUGGGAAGGGAAAUUACUUAGAGGUGUCUUCAAAGACAAACCCAUUGCUUUUUCUUUGUGGCACAAAUGAAGAUGAAGACUAAAGGACUGUGUUAGAGCGCAGUGUGACCCACUAGCAAUGCAGCUCGUUGCUAUAAUGAGGUGUUCCCAAGGCAAUCUUGAGCUUCAGAAAGAAGCGGAUAUUUUUCUUCUUUGUUGUGUUGACAGUUCGGAGGGCAAGGCUGCUUUGAAAAGAAUUGACAUGACUGUAUGAUAGAUACCCUCAUAGUUAGAUUUUUCAGUCUCACAUUUGAGCUCUACAUGUGGGAAUGUGUAAUUUCAGUAAACUUCUAGAAACAGUUUCUGUUCAGCUUAUUUGGUAGUAGAAUGAUGUCCUAAUCAAAUACAAUUUAAAUGAUUUGUAGCAUCAUUUUAGUUAUCUUUAGCUGUUGGCAUUUACUUGAAAAAUAUCCUCAUUAUGUUUGUAUGAAGUUGUUUAUGAUAUUUUGCUUCAUAGCUCUUAAAAAAUGGUUAUAACUUUAAAAGUCUAAAUAGUGUUAAAAUAUUUUUAAGUGUAUAUUUUCUAAUUUUUGUACAAAAUAAAGGAAUUUAUCAGUAUAAGAAGGGUUAUAGCUUAUAUUUCUGCAGUUUUUCAAUUAUUUCAAUAGUUUUGUCAUGUGUUUAUUCUUUUACGCUGUUUUGUUUUUGAAAGGUUUUCAUGUGUGGACUCUACUAUUGCUCCUCAAAAACCAGGAAUUCUAAUUGUUUGUUUCUUUCUGUGUAUACUCUUGGUAUCACCGCAGUAAUGUUAGCCAAAAUGGAAGAAACAACAUGGUACAGCAAUUGAGUAUAGGACUGAAAGCAUACCAGUGCUGUCUACAGCUAGCUGUGUUACCAGUGUUUCAUGUAGCUUUGGCUAACUCAUUUUUGUCUUUAUAGUGUUAAAAUAAUCCAGUCAGUCAAUAUAUUUUGUGCUGAUUUCUGUUAACUGUAAAUAAGUUCUUGAAAUCA
Pezoporus occidentalis (night parrot) is the source of this 2857-nucleotide messenger RNA. RefSeq names its product SHQ1, H/ACA ribonucleoprotein assembly factor (gene SHQ1). Gene Ontology annotation, biological process: box H/ACA snoRNP assembly. The coding region runs from base 130 to 1950 and encodes 606 amino acids. Lineage: Eukaryota; Metazoa; Chordata; Aves; Psittaciformes; Psittacidae. The record is from RefSeq and is a predicted model, not a curated record. Gene Ontology annotation, cellular component: cytoplasm; nucleoplasm. The transcript is spliced from 12 exons.